Molecule: messenger RNA, 879 nt
Organism: Quercus lobata
Lineage: Eukaryota; Viridiplantae; Streptophyta; Magnoliopsida; Fagales; Fagaceae
Product: ATP-dependent Clp protease adapter protein CLPS1, chloroplastic-like
Exons: 3
Coding region: 102-590 (162 amino acids)
Biological process (GO): protein catabolic process; proteolysis
Source: RefSeq, a predicted model, not a curated record
AAAAAAAUCAGAAUGCAAGACUAGUAGGAGAGAGUUGAGUUGAGGUGGGUGUGGUGAAAACAGUGACAAAAGUUGAGAGAGAGAGUGAAGAGAGAGUGGCCAUGGAAACUGCAAUAUGCGGUCGAGUCCCUCUUUCACCCAACAACGUUUUCAACCCUACAAAACUACCUGGUAUCUCAGGGGAUAAGUACGCAAAUUAUAAGCAAUGCAAUCAGCGGAGCAUUUUGAUGGCAGUAACAGCUGCUGGGGCAGGGAAAGGUGGAGGCUUAUUGGAGAAGCCUACCAUUGAAAGAACCACACCUGGCCGUGAAUCUGAAUUCGACUUGAGAAAAUCAAGGAAAAUGGCGCCACCUUACCGUGUUAUGUUGCACAAUGACAACUACAACAAGCGGGAGUACGUUGUUCAAGUGUUAAUGAAGGUCAUCCCGGGAAUGACCGUUGACAAUGCAGUUAACAUCAUGCAAGAGGCACAUUAUAAUGGCCUGGCAGUGGUGAUUAUUUGUGCUCAAGUUGAUGCAGAAGAACAUUGCAUGCAACUCAGAGGAAAUGGCCUUUUGAGUUCAAUUGAGCCUGCCAGUGGUGGGUGUUGAGUUUUAACUAGUAUAUUAUUAUCAGAAAGAUACAUUUCUUAGGCAACGGGGUUCGAUCCAUGUCAAGUACUACAAUUUCUGCUCAUAUGUACAUACACUGAGAAGGUCCUAUAUUAAGAGUAAAACCUUUGUUAUUAUGUUCGCCAAAGUUAAGCCACGACUACUACAACUAAUACAUCAACGUUGGUUUUAUUCAAAUGGACGUGGCUUCUGUGUGUACAGUUAUCAAUUUGUGUGCAUUGUAUUGAAAUUAUGGAGAAUAUUACCUUAGCAUGUGUUUCUGGCAUUA